UGUAUAACUAACCCGGUCAGGUCAAGCCCCCUCAUCGUCUGUUUAUCUUUUUUUCUCCACGCUAGGGAGAGGAUGGGAAAAAGAAAGGGCAAGCGAGAAACCCUAAGGGAUCCGAAGGCGGAGGAGGAAUUAUCAGUGUCUUGUCCCGAAGCUGUGGCGGCGGAAACUGAUGCGGGAGAUGAAUCGAACGGUGGUGGUGCGGCGACGGAAGAAACCGAAAAGGCGAUAGUGUCUCUGACCGAAGCUGUAGCGGAGAUCGUUCCCUCUGAUCUUGCGGCUUACCUACGCGAAGUAUUGGACAAGCAUUGGCCUAUCCCGGAGAAGCAGAUAUUGAUAUUAGUCGAUUACUUUGGGGAUAAACUUUCCCAAGUAUCAUUCCAAUGGGUCAAGAUGUUCAAGGAGACUCCUUCAUCCACACUGAUCGAUGUUCCGUUUUCUCAAAUUCCUACACCUAUUUACGAAACCUCAGUUGAUUUUAUCAACAAACUUCCAUUUGAGACUACACUACGUGCCUUUGUACUGUGGGCGUCUGAUCUCAUUCUCACUGAAUGGCCUGGAGUUGUCAAAGUUGAACAACUUAAUUCUGACAAAUCUAAGGUGGGAGCAUUUGUUGCAUUAGCGAUGGUGUUGCGUAGUAAACCUGAUGCUUUGACUACUGUUUUGCCAAAGCUGAGGGAGAGACCUACGUAUCAAGGCGAGGACAAGCUUCCGGUUAUUUUUUGGAUGAUGGCUCAGGCCUCCCAAGGUGAUUUAUCCGCUGGCUUGUAUUCAUGGGCGUGUAACUUGCUGCCACUAGUCGGUAAUAACAAUUGCUACAGCCCUCAGGCAAUGGAUCUCAUCCUGCAAUUUGUUGAGAUGAUUUUGUUGAAUCCAGAGGCCCAGACCAUACUUGUAAAUGAAGCUGUUAGGGAGGGAGAGCGGCUAAUUCCACCUUCUUCAUUUAAGAUCUUGGUACAACAUACAUUUCCUGCUUCAUCCUCCAGAGUAGAGGCAACAAAGAGGUUUGAGGCAAUCUAUCCCUUGUUGAAGGAAGUAGCCCUUGCACCAGAGAGUUCGACAGGAAGCAACGCAGUGAAACAGAUAUUCACGUUUUCAUUGAGAUUAGCUGGAGAAUGUUAUGGAAAUCCUGUUCUAGCCAAGGAAGCUAUAGCAAUAGCCAUCUGUUGUAUGACCAAAAACGUUGAUUGCUUUAAGCACUGGGAUAUUCUCUAUAAGGAGAAUAUAGAAGCUAGUGCUGCUCUUCUUAAAAAGCUUGUACACGAAUGGAAGGAUAAUUCCCUCAAACUAUCAUCUUUGCCUAGUCAUACUCUCGCUGUCAAGCAUACUAUACUUAGCUUCAGGAUGAAGAACGAAAUAGCCAUCACUGAAGGAGAAUUCAAUUGUUUUUUUUACAAAGAAGCUGACAAGUCCUGCAAAAUGAUCUUGACUAGAAUCUCCCGUGGAAGUGGCGGCCUCCAAAUAGCACCCAUUAUCGCUAUGGUUAUAGCAGCUGCAGGAGUCGCUGCAGGAGGCAUUGCAGGAGCCGCACUAGCUCUUAUCUUCUCAGAAGCAAAGUCAGCCUCAAGUACCUGGACGAUGAUCAAGAAUUGGUUGUACUUGACCCUUUAAAUAUUAUUUUGCCAAAACCCUCUUCUCUUCUCUAGUUUCACUAUCAUCAUAAACGUAUCUUAAUAUGUAUGUACUCUCUGUGGAUUGUUAGUAUAUAUUUAAUUUUACGAUGCAACGACUUAAUGUAUUAGUUUACUUGUUGUAAUCCUUGUUUUGAAGCUUUUUACGA
Capsella rubella is the source of this 1777-nucleotide messenger RNA. RefSeq lists its product as uncharacterized. Lineage: Eukaryota; Viridiplantae; Streptophyta; Magnoliopsida; Brassicales; Brassicaceae. Gene Ontology annotation, cellular component: endoplasmic reticulum; Golgi apparatus. The record is from RefSeq and is a predicted model, not a curated record. The coding region runs from base 73 to 1608 and encodes 511 amino acids. The transcript is spliced from 9 exons.